AUGCUAAUCACAAAGCCAAUCAACAGCAAUAACUACAGUCCAUAUGUGCCUUUCCUUCGCAACAUUCGCGUCGUGCUAGGCUUCCUGGCAAUGGAGCAGCCAUCCCCUCUUGUCGAUUCGAAAACGAUGCGGUCGCCGCUGACGGACGCCAGUAAUAGAGUUAAUUGUCACACUCCGGUUACGGAACGAGGAUCGAUGAGGGAGGAGUACGCCUUGACUUCGCCAGUGCCCAUGUCCAUUGUGGAUAGCCCUCUGUCGGCCGAAAUUCAUGCAGAAAGGAACUGUUUCUCUCCAGUAAUUGACUCCAGAAGCGGCUCCAAGCGGAACUCGACUGUCUCGGCGUCCUCAAUUGUCUCAGCCAAAGGUAAGAGAAAGACACAUGUUGGGCCAUGGCAGCUAGGCAGAACACUCGGCAGCGGGGCCACAGGCCGAGUGAGACUGGCGAAGCAUGCAGCAACAGGCCAAACGGCGGCGAUCAAAAUUGUCUCGAAGAAGUGCGCUGCUAUAUCGCAGAGUGAUAGCAUCGCCGCGAUGGACAAGAACGCAGGGAACUUCAUUGGAACAGGGGCGAGACAGAUGCCCUCUGGUAUUGAACGGGAGGUAGUGAUCAUGAAGCUCAUCGAGCACCCAAACGUGAUCAGCUUAUAUGAUGUGUGGGAGAACCGGGGCGAGUUGUAUCUUGUCUUGGAAUACGUCGAGGGUGGAGAGCUGUUCGACUACGUCUCCAAUCAUGGACCGCUCCCAGAAGAAGAGGCAGUUCGGCUCUUUCGACAGAUAAUAGCUGGCCUCGGGUAUUGUCACCGUUUCAAUAUUUGCCAUCGGGAUCUAAAACCAGAGAACAUUCUACUGGAUGGCGAGCAUAACAUCAAGCUUGCUGACUUUGGAAUGGCUGCCCUUCAACCUGCGGGCCAUUGGCUCAAUACCUCUUGUGGAAGCCCGCAUUAUGCGGCUCCGGAAAUUAUCUACGGCCGCAAAUAUCGGGGCGACAGGGCAGAUCUCUGGAGCUGUGGAAUCAUCCUGUACGCAUUACUCACAGGCUUUCUCCCAUUUGAUGGAGGGGAUCUCCAUAAUACUCUACAGCUCGUUCGAAAGGGCGACUACGUGAUUCCUCCUGGUAUAAGCGAUGAGGCAGCGGAUCUUAUUCAGCGUAUUCUACAGAAAAAGCCAGAGGAGCGAAUCAGCAUGAAUGAUAUCUGGAGACAUCCGCUCCUCCGGAAGUACGAAAAGUUUCACCAGGCCAUAUGUAACCAUUACCUGGGGCCACCACCUCCUUUAUCAUCUCAGGAUUGCGGCCCGCCGGUUGUGAGGCAGGAUAUUGAUGUCGAUCUGCUCCGCAAUCUCCAGACUCUCUGGCAUGAUGUCAAACCUGAACAACUCAUCGAGAAACUUGUGAGCUUGGAGCCAACCCAGGAGCGACUGUUCUACCAUGCCCUUGUCAAGUUCAGAAACGAACAAUUGGAGAAUUACCAAGGUCAGCCUCUCAGGUAUUCAGUCAGUGACUACCAUCACAUUUCGCGAGGCCAGGCUCGGCUGUCUAAGCACUUGCGGAACCGUUCACAGAAUCGAUCACAACGACGUUCUCGACCCCCGUCAGUCAAAGAAACCGGCAAGCGCAGGCCCUUAACAAGGGAGCCAAAAUCAUCAGCUACCGUUGAUAGUUACGACCCAUUCAGGUCCCCGUUCAAUCCUGUAGUACGAGACAAAUCACCAGAAUACGCCCGCGUUACCAUCCACCGAGAUGUAUCUCAGACGAGCGUUAAGCCUGGUGAAGUGGAACACGACACGUCAAACCCAUUUCUCGACGAUGACCAGGAGAUAGAAUGCCAACAGAGCCCGCCCUUCACUCUAGUACGGAAAAGGAAACACAAGUUAAACUCUGUCAAGUCAUUUCAAUCGAAGACGUCGCUUGCUGGGCCGCGUAGGGCGCCGAGUUCCGUGUCUGCGCCUCGAUCCAUCAGCUAUAAGCGGAAUGUUACUUUCCGCCACAAGAGGAACCGUUCGCAAAGUUCUGCCUCUGCUAGAACGAAGAGGACUCACCAUAAUCGACAAGCAAGCGAGGCCAGUCUUAUAUCAGGGCUUGAUGAUGAUCCUUUUUCAGAUCCACAAAGUAGCCCCAUGCUACCGGCUCAGCCAACAGUGGUCCGCGGCGCUGGCAUUGCUGUCAAGCAGAGCGCACAGCGGAAAUUGCAGCAUUCCGACUUUUUCUGGAGAGAUGAUGCACGCAAAGUCUCGCAUGAGCUGAGCAAAAUCUGUGAAGAAGCUUUCAAUGGAAGUUCGAUGACCACUGGCUGUACUGACACAACUUGCGCAGGCCCAGAAACACCAGCCACAUCCGUUUCAAUAGCUAGUCCUGGAAUUUCCAACCAUCAGGUAGAUGGUAGCAGCUCCACGAUCUGCCUGGCAGCGCGACAAUCGGCAGACUCGCCAAAAACACAUGCUAGCAGGGAACUAGAAGAAACCCGCCGCAGGCUCAUCGAGCACUCAACCAAGGAUGGCUCAAAAGACGUCCCCGAAUACCUUGCUCCGGUCAUCAAACAUCUUGACCGAUUAAUCGAGCAAGAGAAGGCCCGACGGCCUGGCAAAGCUAGUCCGGAGGAGGCUCAUCGAUUAAAGAGCAAUUCAGCAUCCAGGUCCUCAGUGGAAGCUACUCAAUUCUCAAUCGUUACCGAAAGCCUGAACGCCGCCGACAGAACAGAGGCUAUAACACCCUCGAAGAAAGCGCGACAGGUAUCCAGCUCGACCGCUGCAAGCAGCCACCGAAGCGACAUUAGUCGGGGAAAACGCUCCAUUCGGAUGGUCCCUCUGAGCUCCUUCCAGUCAAUCGACAACACCGCAGUCGUUAUCGGACAUAAGAGCGACAAGAGCAACACCUUAGUCUCACGAGUCGCCUCCAACUCAAGGCAUAGCCGAACUAUGUGUGAGUUGGAUCCGAUUUCUGAAAACCCGGCGUCACCGCGACGCAGUGCUGUCCGAACUUCAGACCACAAGAAGUGGUCCUGGUUUAGGAAAUCCCAGAACAUUGAAGGGGACUUGGUUAAGGCGCCCAGAGUGAUCAAACCUUUACACCCCAGCUCGGCAACAGUCAUCGUCCAUGAAGUUCAUCCUGCAGCAGAUAUGGGGAUAACCGCAGAAGAUCAACCGAAGCUUCACAAGCCAUCCCCUGAAUCACAAAAGACUUCUUUCUGGAGCUUCAUUAAGAGAAAACCAAAGCAAAAUGCCGAACCAGACCCGACAGCCACAGAUCCCCUCCUCGAACGUCCUCUCGCCAACGAACAGCAGCAGCCACCACAAGAACCAAAACAACCCGAGAUUCAGAAAGCUUCCAAAACUUGUCGCACCCCGCGAUCCAACGGCAAAAGCAACAACUGGUUUGCGCGCGUCUUCCAGUUCAAACCCGCAACUCGCGUUGUCGCCCUAAACGCCUCAAAGAUCAAAGGCCGCAAGGAGAUCUACAAGAUUCUCCGCGAAUGGAAACAAUACGGCAUUGAAGAUAUCCACCUCGACAAGGCUAAUAGUGUUGUAUACGGCCGGGUUGGCGCGUCAAAUUUCCUCCGCCUCCGACCCGUCGAGUUCUCCGCAGACUUCUACACGGUUAUCGAAGAUGGCCGACAAGCGAAUCUCUCUCUCGUUCGAUUCAGACAGGAGCACGGGGCAGCCUCGUCAUUCAAUAAAGUCGUAGAUACACUCUGCAUGAUUAUGAAGCAGCGCGGUCUGCUAGUCGAGGACCCCGCGCGUGCGAAGAAAAUGGCGCAAGUGCUGGAUGCGUUUCCGAAUGCUUGA
This is a messenger RNA of Aspergillus mulundensis, 3780 nucleotides long. Its product is annotated as serine/threonine-protein kinase. Gene Ontology annotation, biological process: protein phosphorylation; intracellular signal transduction. Gene Ontology annotation, cellular component: cytoplasm. Bases 1 to 3780 code for a protein of 1259 amino acids. The record is from RefSeq and is a predicted model, not a curated record. NCBI's taxonomy places the organism in Eukaryota, Fungi, Ascomycota, Eurotiomycetes, Eurotiales, Aspergillaceae. Gene Ontology annotation, molecular function: protein serine/threonine kinase activity; ATP binding. The transcript is spliced from 5 exons.